UUUUCUGCUGCACAUGAAUUUAGAUGUGAAAAUAUAACAACAUCUUCCACUAAUUUUUCGCUUUAAUUCGUUUGAGAUGAAUCGGUGUCAGUUUGUAGACUCGACUCGUAGCUAUUGGAGUCGAUUCUUAAAUACUUAAUGAUCAGAGAAUCGACUCUUGUGUGAGAUCGAAUCCCAGCUUUAGUUACCAUGCAACGAGACGCCUUUGAGUGACAUGCUGUUUGAAAACGAACUGGCUAGAUGUGUAAUAUUUCACUACACAGCUCAGAUUAGGAGUAGAUGAGAUGGCUGAUGGAUGGUGUACUGACAGUGGGGAAGCUGUGUACCGCUCCCAUGAUGCAGUAAAAAACCUCAAAAUAAGAAUCCGGAUUGAGCGAGUGACCUCUGCAGCUGCUCUUGUGCACCAUCCUGAACAGCAGCAGCGGCCGGAGCGAGGCGUCCUCGAACUAAACCCAUUGAUCUCCCAAACACGAUCAACUAGUGAUGAAGAAGAGCUGGUGGUUGGCUGGCAAGAGAAACUAUUCAGUCAGUAUGAAGUGGACCUGUACCAGACCGAGUCGGUGUGCCAGACGCCACUGGAAAAACAGUAUCAUGCCGAAAUCGUGGAAAUGGAAAGAUGUAAAAGAAGACUAAAUCAUCGCAUUUUUACCUACACGGACUUUGAUCGCUUCACCAACUGGGAGGAGCAGGCUCAGAGUCUGCUAACUCCAUCCCAGAGCAGGCCCACCUUCCUGGCAGAGCGCAUGGCAAAUGUCAGGCACAGACGCCAAGACAGACGGCCAGCAGACACCAACAUUCCAAAGGCCCGAUUAGUGGUGUGGGAGCCAUCCAGAGAAUUUAUGAAGGGCAGCCAUAUUGUCAACACACCGAUGCAGACCAUGCACAUCAUGGCGGAUUUGGGACCUGCCAGAAAGCUGGGGUUGAAGGAGAACGAAUACGUCUUGUGCACCAUAAAAGCCGACAGCAACGGAGUCCUUAUGGUGAAACCGGAUUUCAACAACGGUAGAGGACCCUACAGGCUGGAGACGGACGGAGAAAAAAGGGAUGUGUGGCGGCUCUUCCUGGAGAACGCCUCAGUUCCCAUAAAUGUGGAGGAGAAACAGCGGGAGCAGCGCAUGUACAGAGAUCUGUACAGCCGCCAUAAAGAUUACCUCAGCAGCCUCGUUGGCCAGGAUUUUGAAACGCCACCUCCAGGAUAUCUGCGUCUGAUCGUUAACGGGGAGAUAAUUUCUGCACAGGGUUAUGAGUACGACAACUUAUAUAUUCACUUCAUCUUGGAGUUACCAAACAACUGGUCCAGCGUGCCAUCUCAGAGCUUGUCAUGUGUGACUCAGACGUGCCGAACGCGUGAAUUAGGCGAGGACAACGUGGCUUUCUUCUCCUACCCCUUCAGUUUUGAGUCGUUCUUCAGGAAAGAAGACGAGUCAGAGGAGUCAUUGCCUCAGUGGCCCGUGCUGUACUUCAGGGUUCUGUCGCUUGAUUCCUGGCAGCGCUACAGAACCGAGGGAUACGGCUACCUGGUUAUUCCUGCGACGCCUGGGUCUCACAGAGUGACCUGCCAAACUUGGAGGCCCCUGCAGACCGGCACGAUGGCUGAACUGAGACGUUUCUUUAUCGGUGGCGCUCCUGAACUCGAAGAUAUCAGUGACGUGAGAAUACCGGGAACAUUCAAGGGGGAUCGUCUGAGCCGGUUUGGGUUCCGCACACAGACGACAGGGAGCGUCACAUUCAACCUGAACUGCAUCCAGCAUGCUCGCGCGUUUGUGGAGGCCAACGCUCUGAAAAAGAGACGGCAGACUGUUUUAGACCAGCUGGGAGGCCACAGUCAGAAAGGAUCUGUUUAUAACGUGCUAGAGGCAUUCCAAAGGGCACGUAAGCGGAUGCAGGAAGCCAGAGAGAGUCUACCCAGAGAUCUGAUCAACACCACUGGAGCACUCGACACCGAAUCUUCAGCAUGAAUUUUUAUUUAUUUUUAUUAUUAUUAUUAUUACUAUUUUUUUUUACUAAAUAGCAAAAUAAUCACCGACUAAAAAAGAUCCAUUGACGACUCCCAGCACCAGCACACAGUGAGCAGCAGAGGGCGCCAGAAUCAUGAAUACAUCCCACUGAAACCUGACCAAUCAUACUGAAUUUGUAAUAAAAUUAUAGAGAAAAAUA
This is a messenger RNA of Tachysurus vachellii, 2157 nucleotides long. RefSeq names its product MKS transition zone complex subunit 1 (gene mks1). Gene Ontology annotation, biological process: cilium assembly. Lineage: Eukaryota; Metazoa; Chordata; Actinopteri; Siluriformes; Bagridae. The coding region runs from base 285 to 1958 and encodes 557 amino acids. The transcript is spliced from 19 exons. The record is from RefSeq and is a predicted model, not a curated record. Gene Ontology annotation, cellular component: MKS complex.